GUGCAGAACAUCUCCCAGUCGAUGGAGGUGCUGGACCUCCGGACCUACCGGGACCUCCAGUACGUGCGCAACACCGAGUCCCUGAUGAAGGGCUUGGACUCCAGGCUGAAGGUGGCUGCUGAGAGCCAGAAGAGCCUCAACGCCAAGAGCUUCCAGGUGUGGUACAUGGACGGUUACUACAAGGGCCGCCGGGUCUUGGAGUUUCGGACCUUGAACGACUUCGUGACGGGACAGAACUUCGUGCAGCAUCUCCUGCCGCAUCCCUGGGCCGGCACCGGCCACGUGGUCUUCAACGGCUCCCUCUACUACAACAAAUACCAGAGCAACAUCGCGGUGAAGUACCACUUUCGCUCCCGCAGCGUGCUGGUGCAGCGCAGCCUCGCCGGCGCCGGCUACAACAACACCUUCCCUUAUUCUUGGGGUGGUUUCUCCGACAUCGACUUCAUGGUGGACGAGAGUGGGCUGUGGGCCGUCUACACCACCAACCAAAACGCCGGCAACAUCGUGGUGAGCCGGGUGGACCCCCAGACGCUGGAGGUCCUGCGGAGCUGGGACACGGGUUACCCCAAACGAAGCGCCGGAGAGUCCUUCAUGAUCUGCGGCACGCUCUACGUCACCAACUCCCACCUUGCCGGCGCCAAGAUCUAUUUUGCCUACUACACAAACACUUCCAGCUACGAAUACACGGAUAUUCCCUUCCACAACCAGUAUUCCCACAUAUCCAUGCUGGACUACAACCCGCGGGAGAGGGUGCUCUAC
Molecule: messenger RNA, 759 nt
Organism: Pygoscelis adeliae (Adelie penguin)
Lineage: Eukaryota; Metazoa; Chordata; Aves; Sphenisciformes; Spheniscidae
Product: noelin-2
Exons: 2
Biological process (GO): signal transduction
Source: RefSeq, a predicted model, not a curated record